Molecule: messenger RNA, 7114 nt
Organism: Hirundo rustica (Barn swallow)
Lineage: Eukaryota; Metazoa; Chordata; Aves; Passeriformes; Hirundinidae
Gene: TLCD4
Product: TLC domain containing 4
Exons: 7
Coding region: 196-984 (262 amino acids)
Biological process (GO): lipid homeostasis
Cellular component (GO): endoplasmic reticulum; membrane
Source: RefSeq, a predicted model, not a curated record
GGCGGCGAGCGGAGCCCGGCGGCAGGUGGCGGCGGCGGCUCGGCCCCUUUAAGGCUACGGCUGCCGUAACCCGAUCCUCGCCGGAGCAUCCUGCGCCCGGGAAGGGCUGUCCCGUCCCCGACGCGGCGGGGAAGGCAUGGAGGAGGAAGAGGCGACGCCGCAGCCCCCGUAGUCCCGCUCCCAGGCUGAAGAACAAUGGCUUCCUUCAGCAACCUGACUAUUGGCAUUGCUGUUGCCAGUUUUACUGUAUUUCAGCUCCUGUUCCACGUUUUAAGUUCUUGGGUGUCAACACGAAUAACACCCGGUUUUAACAAUCUCAGCCAAAAAAGGAAGAUCGAAUGGAAUUCAAGGACAGUGUCCACAUUCCAUGCCUUGGUGGUUGGAGGGUUUUGCCUUUAUAUUUUAUUGUACGAUGAUGCUGUUAAUGCUGACCGUCUCUGGGGAGACCCUUCAAUUGUGAAGCUGAAUAUUGCUAUUACCACAGGCUACCUCAUUUCUGAUCUGUUGCUUAUUAUUUACUACUGGAAGGCAAUUGGUGACAAAUUUUUUGUAAUACAUCACUUGGCAGCUCUGUAUGCUUAUUAUUUUGUACUGAGCAAAGGUCUGCUGGCUUAUUUUGGAAACUUCCGUCUUCUUGCAGAGUUCUCCACUCCUUUUGUCAAUCAGCGGUGGUUUUUUGAAGUACUGGGAUAUCCCAGAUCUUCAAAGGCCAACAUCAUCAAUGGUGUGCUGAUGACAGUUGUGUUCUUCGUGGUGAGGAUUGCCGUCAUGCCUGUAUAUUACAGCCAUGUCAUUUCUUCAUUUGGAACAGAAGGUUUCCGGAGAUUAGGAUUUGCAGCCCAGAGCGCCUGGAUUAUCUCAAGUGUUGUCUUGGAUAUUAUGAAUGUGAUGUGGAUGAUCAAAAUUGCAAAAGGAUGCUACAAGGUCAUUUGUCUUAUUGGACGGGAGGAAGCGAAAACUCAUAGAAAUGGAAAAUCUGCCUAGAAAUCAUACACAAAAUGAAAUUUCUGCUAUGAAAAUAAUUUGGGUUCACUGAAACAGUGCACAUUUCUGCCAUGGAAUGCUCCUGUUAUGGAAACAAGGUAUUACCUCUGUACUGACCUUACUCUUUCCCUAGCCACACUGCCUGCACACCAAGGGCCACGCUUUGCGGAUCCUGUCCAGUGAGGAAUAAAAGCAAAAGCUCACACAAAUGAGUUCCACAUGCCUGUUCUAAGCAGUUGCAAGCAUCAGAAAUGAGAAAGGAGCAGACUGGUUACUUGCUUAUUGUCCACCAGUGUGUUCAAAAUGUUUCUCUCAGGUUUCUCCAAUUAAAAUGUUUUAUAAAUACAGUAAAUACUGACAUAUCUGUUUUUUUUAGAAAAUGAAAAAUUCCCCAAACUCCUGAUAUGGUGCAAUUUUCCAGGCACAUUUCUAUGUUUUCUUCUAGGAAUAACAAUCAAGAUUUCAUUCUUGACAACUUUUUAAUUUUUGCAAGAAAAGCUAAAAAUUUGGCUUGGAUUCUAUGAAGUCUUUUACUGCUUUUUGUUCUGCCUUAUAUGAAUGCAAACCAUUUUGGGAAAUUUAUGAAAUAAUUUUAUCUAAAAUGCUGUAUUAUAAGACCACGUGGUAUCUUAAAAGCUGUUAAAAUUCUCACUUUGAUGGGAAGGAUUCCCAUUUGCUGUGCUAGGUUACAUGCAAUAGUACAUCUUCUAAUUUCCCCAUGGAGCUUUUUUUGUAAGUUGAUGUGGUAGAUGAUGUGUGGAAAUGGCAUAGUUCUUACUGAAGUGCUUUUUCCUUUGCUGCUACUACCUUUGAGAAGUGCUGCAGUUCUUCUCAGAGUAUUUUUAACCAUUGAAUAUUUGGAUUCAAAGUUUAGUUGCAAAGAUAUAAAAAUCUUUUGUAUACGUGAUGUGUAACUUUAGCUAAUACUUCUUUCUUUUAUCACAAAAAUUACCUAUAUGAUACGAAGCAUUGAGGGGUUUUGUCACAUUUUCCUUGUUAAUCAAAUCAGAAAUCUGAGCUGUGACUAAGAACACUCUUGAAUUAACUGUGCCAAACUCUUCUAAAGCUGUAUGGUAAUUCUGUAGAAGGAACAGUUGACCUCCGUAGACACAAUAUUUUGUUUGUUUGUUUUAAACCACAUAUUUGUCAAUAGAUACUCAGUUACUCUGAACCUGAAGGCUUGGAGGUCAUCAGAAAGGAAUCUCACUAUUUAGGAAUGGUCCUAAAUCUAUCUCAUCUGUAAUACAAUUUGAGGAAAUUCUGAGUUAUGUUUAAUUUAAAAUUAUUUUGAGAGCUAUAUUUAUGUGUAAAUUUGUUUUAUUUUGCUUCUUUGAACCAGAAUUGUGACUGAUUGACUUCUGUAUUUUUCCUCGGUGUAGGUGUGCUAAAAGUGUCCAUUUUCACUGAGACAUCAGUGCACAUCCCAAUUAUUGUAGCAAUCUGUUAAAGCAAUUUAUUUUUAAACUGAAAGAUAGCAUAUUUAGCCCAUGUUGGGUGAUUAGUCCUGUUCCCUCUGACAAAGCUGGGUGACAUGAGCUCUCCCCUCCGUAGUCAGAGGUGUGAGUGCCCCGUGCUGUCGUCCCUGGUGAGGGACUCUGCUAUUCCCCUCUUCCAGAAAUGGCAUGUAAGACCCAAGAGGACUGCAUAGGCUGAAAUGCCUUUUAACCAAGGCAGCUGCAAUGAGUUUAGUUCCCCAGUUAAAAUGCUGUCAGGGAGUAUUGUUUGGACUUGUGUAAAAUGCACUUUUGAAAGCCUAGUUCCAUUGCUCAGCUCUGCAGGCUUUUUUCUAAAAGUUUCCCAAUCCUGCCUUGUUAAGGGAGAUAGCAAGGAUUGUCAGUACUUGUGUUUUUUGGAUCCCGUGGUUGUUAAUACUUCCCAGGCCUACAGACAAAAGAUCAGUUUAUGCCUUGGGAGACUUAGUAAUUAAUCUGUUGAGCUGUACAAUCUAAAUGAGCACAGUGCCUCAUUUGGAUACCAGUAAAUCCAAGUCUUUGAGAGUCGAUCCUGUGACUUGCUUUGCUCAAAGCAAUAAACUCUCUUUUAUGCUAAUUUGCAGAACGUGGUAUCUUUUGAAAGGAGAUUUCAGUGUACCUAAUGCAAAAUUUUAGAGAGGCUAUAUUUCUAUCACCUUUAUGAUUUAAAGGUGUAUAUGAAAUACUCUUUGCUUUUUAAAUCACUAGAUCCCUAUGAUUAAUAGUUUUGUAAAAGCUUGUUCCUUUCUAAAAUUCAGUAAAUCCAAACAUUCUGGGGAAGCAUGCUUGAAAAUAGAAGUCUGCUUUUCUUUUUAGGGAAGGAGGAUGAAAAAAUUGAGAAGGCUAUAUGGAGCAACUCUUAGGGUGAUAAUUCAUGAAAAGUUUCUGAAAUUUAUAAUUUCUUACAUAGACUUUAAUAUUUCAGUGUUUUAAAUAUUCUGUUCCCAGUGGAGGCCAUUUAUUAAAAUGGUCAUCUUCUUCCACUUUUAGAUAGACCUAUGUUUGAUAGGGGAAAAAAACCCAGUAAUUCAAGGUAUAAUAAAAAUGAUGUUAAAACUAGAUUUAGAAACAAAAAACAAUCCAAAACUCUGCAUACUACACUUUGGCCAACAAUUCGGGAUUGAAGGGCAUGGGAUAAUUCUUUUAGAACAGCUAAUAUUUUGGAUUGCUGCACAAAGUUAGUGUAACUAAAAAUUUAUUUUGCAAUGCAUUAGCUUUAAAUUUUAUAAUUUUUUAAAAACAUUACAAUUAUGUCCUGAUGGAUCAGAAUAAAAUUUUCUUUAUAAAAAAAAACUAUUGACAGCUGUGAUUUCACAAAGCAAAGACUUUAGUAAACAGGCAGCAAAGCUGUGAUGUACUAAAUACAGUAGUGUAUAUAGGGCACUUUUUAUCUGCCAUUAAAAGCUUAUAAUACAGCAACUUAGAUAGCUGUGGCACCCAUUUUUUAAUUGCACUUUAUUAAUUUUAAAAAUGUGGUUAAAAUACUGAUAAAAUUUAAUGUUGUAAGCUUGUGUCUUUGUUUUUUUAAUGCAAAAAUGUAAAUGCAUGAUAAUUAGCAUCAUAAAAAUGCUUUUGAAUGUAAUAUCUUUUUAGUGGCUUAAAACUUCUAUUUUUAACAGAUGCAUUUUGAAAGCAGACUCUUGGCAUGUCACCUGGUGUCUUUUCUGUGAGCAUAUCAAAUGGAAGGAGUGACUCUUGUAUAAAAUUCUUCAAUACCAGGUGAAAUAAAAUUAGCUUGCUGAUCAUGGGAGAGAUUAUUUGUACCAGUUAGGCUAUAUGUAGAAAUGCAAGUUUCCAUUUUUUUAUGGCUUUAACUUUUCAUCAAAAGUUGAUUAAAUACCAUGUUCCAAACUCUAUAGGAGAAUGGUAAGUCAGGUGUUCUGUAACUGAUUUGUGGAAUCAGUACUUGCAGAGAGGAAAUGUACUUCAAAUACUCAUUUUCUGAGUGGAUUCAGUGGAGAGUCUCACACAACAGGGAUGCUGUAUGGGUUAUCUGUGUGAAUUCUUCAGUGGUAAAGAAUUACAUCUCUGAAGCCUACUCUACCUCUAUAAAUACGUGCUAUCUUGAGUGAGCUCCAUAAUUUAAUAGCUUAAUUGCUUAAAAAACAUAAUCCAUUGAAUGAUGAAGUAUAUGCACAGGAAAAUGAGGGGAGCUGACUUCACAUAUAAAUUCUUAACUAUUCCAAAUUUUGUACUAAAGUUCAUUAAAAGUUAAAUUAGUUCACAGUGUUUGGAAGAGAAUGACUUCCAUCUUUAUUUCAGAUGUUGUGGGAGAAGAUUACUCACAUUGCAAAACAAACAACCUAAGGGUAAAGCUUACACAAGUGAGCAAAUGUAUUCAGACAGGUUUAAAGAGGAGAGGAGGAGACUUUGAAUACACACAUAGAGAUCCAGAUAUCUUCCUACUGCUGUGGUUGGGACAACAGCAGACUGAUACGUAGCAGAAGGGUUUAAAUGUUUGUGUCUCUGUUCACAAUGGAAAAGGAAACUUUAUUUUUUAAAAUUUUCAAGCUGUAUAAAAUGGAAUCCCAGUUGUUGAUUACUGUAUGAAGAGGACUUUUUCUCAUGGUCUUGUGUGUGUUUAAGCAUGUUUGUACAAGCUUUCUGUAAAAGACCUUUUAAAAGAGAAGUUUGAAAAAUUGUUUUGUGAUGCUUCUGCUGAGCCAUUCAGAGGAAAAUAAAGGGCUCCUUGACAAUUACUCCAGCUUAGGGUCUGGUGCGGUGUGGGCUGCUGCUGAAAGCCAUCAAUAAAGCAAAUAGAAAGGGACUAGAAUUUUCAGAUGAAAAAGUGUAGUAGUGCAAGUUUAGAAGACUGAAAAAAUAUUGCAAGCCCCUUUCAUAUUUUUAAUAGCCUACUGUAGAGCAGCAUUAUCUGGGCAGAAGGAGCUCCACGAGGGUAAGUUUCUUCUUGGUCAGAUUUCUCAUGUCUAUUGAAUACUGGCAGAAAAAGAACAGUACUUCAUUGCUGAUAUCCUGAUUGAUGGCAGUCAGAUGGAAAUAGUGAUAAUAUUUAUGAACUUUUAACAUUCAUCCAAGCCUGGAUAAAAUCUGUGGUAGACAGGUGAAGUUCUUAGGAUUUUCUGAAAGCAACUUUCAAGUUGUUUUUAUGACUGACAAGGUGAAAUAUGUGCUGUCUGGGUUGUUCAGAGAUCUGGAUUAAAGCAUCAAGUUGUACUUUUAGAUGGUAACACUUGGUGAGGUUUCUUAUCCAUUAAAAAUUCCUACUAGCUACCUCCUUUGAAAGUCUUGUUCUAUUUAUAAUAACCAAGCACUUUAUAGCUCAGUAAAGAAUGGAAGGUAGCUAUGAAGAAUAAAUUGUAUUGUUUGGUAUAAGAAAUAUUUUGGCAAAAUUUCUUCUGAGAACAGUUUCAUUGUGAUGUCCUACACUGAGAGGGCAUCUGUUUAAUAUGAAAUAUAUACAUUUUUAACCUAGUUGUAAGUAAAAGAAGUGUCUUUAAGAGAGUGAGGUAUGAAGUGAUCAGCAUGGCUUGGUAUCAACCACAUAAUGAUUCAGUGUGCUAUUUAUAACUUCCUACUUACUGAAAUUGAAAAUAUAAAAGCAAAUAAAAUAUUCUGUAUUGUGUCUUUAUUUUUAAUCUAUGUGUGGGAUGUCAAAUAUUGUACUUGUCUUGUGGACAGGACAUGCUUUUAUGAGCCUAUAAAUAUUUAAGUAUAUGAGAAUCUGCACCCAAAUGAAACAUGUUGCAUGUAAAUUGUCUUCUAAGUUUUUAAAUUUUGGUAUUUUUAAAAAUUUGCUAGGUUUGAAAGCAACAUUUGAGUAUGAAUACUAAGCUGUAAUACAGAAUACAAAAUUUUGAAUGCAAUGUGGUUUUGUUUAUAGUAAUCCUAUUCCAGUUUCACGAAAAAAAUCCAUCAAAUCAUAGGGGGAAGGGAAGAAAAGGGCUAAUCAUGAACUCGGCUAUAUAAUUUGCACACUUAAUAUGCAGACAUCCAAAUAUCCUGGAUUUAUUUCUAGCAUGCAUUUACGAAACAGUGUUUUCUUUAAUAUUGACAGAUACCUAUUUAUGUUGAAUAAGCACAGCUAACCUGUUAUAAAAUCAAAUUAGAAAACCUGUUUGGAACAAAUGAGUUACAAGUUAGGCAUACAUAAUGGAGCCUGUAAUUCGAAAAUGUUUAUAUAAUCUUCUAUCUAAGAAGAAACUUGAUGAGUUUAUCUAACUUAUGUGCAGAGCAAGGACAAAAACUGUAGAUUCUGCUAGAAUAAUUUCUGGUAAAUCCUGACAAUCUGGUUUGCAGCAAAUUCUAAUACUGUCACAAAAUGUCAGAAUCACAUUAUUAAAUUCAACUAGUAAUGUGACCUGAUUAUAGUAGCAAUCCUUAUCAUGGCACAAGAACUUAAAAAUGUAAUAUAACAAUUCUGAAGAUUGGUGAUAAAAGUAAUCUGUCAUAGUAAGGAGAAUUAUUAAGUAUUAUGGGUUUAAAUUUACUUUUUAUUAUAAGAAAGAAUCUGCAUUAUUUAUUAGCAUUUCAGUGAUAUUGUAAAGCAUUUCUGUAUUUUGUUUGAACAGUUUAGGAGCUUGCAUAAAAUGAUAUUGGCUGGUUUUUUUUCCCUUUGAUAUAUGCAAUAAUGUCAAUAAGCAAUAAAUUGCAUGUUGUAUGCAAGGUAUUGGUACUUCAUAAUAAAGGAAAGGAACACA